UGAUCGACAGCAUUUGACCAACGUCAACCAACUCUGCCGCUCCCAAGUAUUGGGUUAACAGCUUGCCCCCACCAUUCUCGAGCGGCAAGCCUUAUGCGUCGUUGUUAGGUCGGCACGAGCCGCACCACAGAGCCGCUUUGCGUCGUGGGGUUUGCCUCUCUCGCUCUCUCUACCUAAAUAUUUUCUGGCAUGCGCUCUUACCAACACGUGCAAAUCGCCCGAAUUGCUAAGUAUCGACGUUGGUCUACCAUCGAGUGAUACGUGUCUUGCUAAUCUAUACUUUCCUAACUCGCUAGGCGCCAGGGUCAACACGGAACUAACUUGUAAGUUACCAGUCGAGACCGACGUCCAAAGAUGGAGUUGCUCCAUUCCGUUGUGUAUGGUAUUUGCGUCCUUUUUCCAGUUCUUCUGUUCAUCAAAGUUUACCAUGCGCUAUUCGACCCGCUCAACCAAUACCCCGGGCCCUUCCUUGCGCGAUACACGAAUGCAUAUGGUGGCUACUAUGCCAUCAAAAAGUGUCUCCAUCUCACGACAUAUCAAAACUUCCAAAGAUAUGGGCCCGUGAUACGACAAGCACCGAAUCGUCUUGUAUUCAACACCGUCACGGCUCUGCAUGACAUAUACCUAAGCCCGACCGUUACAAAAGGGGAAGCUUACCGGAGCUCUCAACUUCGGGCCAAAUAUCCAAGCAUCAUUAACGUAAUUGACCGCGACCAGCACCGCCGCAAGCGCAAAUACAUCGGCCCGGCUCUCAGUGCGCGGUCAAUGCGUAGCUUUGAACCCGUCAUGGGAGAGCAGAUCGACGUCUUCCUAAAAGCCCUCCUCGAUUCAGCUCGCGCUGGUUACACUCUAAACAUGACUGAACGCUGCCAGCGUCUUGGGUUAGAUAUCAUUGGAUUGUUGUCGUUCGGGUAUGAAUUUAAUACACAGACGCAAGAGCCAUUCAGAUUCUUACCCGGUAUCAUCGAUGCAAUGAGCUGGCGCAUUAGCAUUUACAUGCAAAUUCCCCUUUUCAAGUUUAUGGAAACUCCUCUGCUGUGGAUAGGUAAGAAGCAAGUGAUAAAGUUUGGAGAUACGAUAACUUCUAUUAUCAAGGCCCGCACAGCAAAGCCCAAGGAUGCCCAUUAUGACCUUUACUCGAUGGUGGCCGAUCUGAUCGGCAAAGGACAAGACGGAUUGUACCGCGGAGAGCUAUGGCCCGAGGCUAUCUUGUUCAUUAUAGCAGGUGGCACUACCACGGCGACAGCCAUGAGUGCUAUGUUCUUCUACCUCGCGCAAAACCCGAUAGCUUACGCUACACUGGCGAGCGAGAUACGCUCCACAUUCGCUUCUGCCGAUGAGAUUUGUUCUGGGCCGCAGCUGACGGGCUGCAAGUACCUCCGAGCAUGUAUUGACGAAACACUGCGUAUGGCUCCGCCCUCGCUGACUAUUCUCUGGCGGGAGGCGGAGGCGGAUCGCAAAGAGCCCUUCAUCGUUGACGGCCAUGUCAUCCCACGUGGAACACAGGUGGGUAUCAGUCUCUACUCGCUACUACACAAUCCCGAGUACUUCCCGGACCCGUUCACCUUCUCACCCGAGCGCUGGCUAGACGAACAAGACGACGAGGGGCCGCCUUCGGUUAUGCGAAAAGCAUUUGCCCCUUUCCUUAUUGGUGACCGUGCUUGCGCUGGGCGAGCCAUGGCCUAUCUCGAGAUGAGUUUGACCUUGGCUCGUACAUAUUGGCACUUUGACUUUGAGUUUGCGCCGGGUGAAGCCGGAAAUCUGGGGCGCGGCAAGGCUGGGGGUGUGUACGGGAGGGGUCGUCCUGAUGAGUACCAGCUGGACGACAUCUUCGUCGCUGCUCAUCAGGGCCCAAAUUUGGUGUUUCGCGAAAGAGAGGAAGGGGGGAAAAUCGGAGUUAAGGCCCAGUGAUGCCACUCAUCGAAACCAUCCAUAUAUUGAGCAUAUCAGCCAGAUGAGUGCUUGGCGGGACGAAACCUGGGCAUGCCUAUCAUUCCAGCUCGAGAAUGUGAGU
Molecule: messenger RNA, 2014 nt
Organism: Xylaria bambusicola
Lineage: Eukaryota; Fungi; Ascomycota; Sordariomycetes; Xylariales; Xylariaceae
Product: cytochrome P450
Exons: 5
Coding region: 355-1911 (518 amino acids)
Molecular function (GO): iron ion binding; oxidoreductase activity, acting on paired donors, with incorporation or reduction of molecular oxygen; heme binding
Source: RefSeq, a predicted model, not a curated record